Phacochoerus africanus (Common warthog) is the source of this 5878-nucleotide messenger RNA. RefSeq names its product ribosomal modification protein rimK like family member B (gene RIMKLB). Gene Ontology annotation, molecular function: metal ion binding; ligase activity, forming carbon-nitrogen bonds; ATP binding. Gene Ontology annotation, biological process: protein modification process. The coding region runs from base 417 to 1577 and encodes 386 amino acids. NCBI's taxonomy places the organism in Eukaryota, Metazoa, Chordata, Mammalia, Artiodactyla, Suidae. The transcript has 8 exons. Gene Ontology annotation, cellular component: cytoplasm. The record is from RefSeq and is a predicted model, not a curated record.
CGCGCGCACUUCUGGCGAGUGAGGGAGUGUGAGGGGGUGUGGGAGCGAGGAGCGGCCGAGUGUGUGUGUGUGUGUCUGUGUGUGAGUGUGUGUGGUGAGGUGAAUGUGUGUGGGUGGGUGUGAGGAGAGCCAGGCCGACCACGCGGCUGUGAGAAAGGGGGCGAGUGGGCGAGGACGCCCGGACUGGCUGCGGGAGCCGCUGCGGCGGCGGCGGCGGCGGAGAAAGGAGGCGGCUCCCGGCAUCCCGACCCCCUCCCCCGCCUCUCCUUCUUGGACUUCCAGCCCCUUGGCCGCCCGCGCUGCCCUCGGAGGCCCCAGCCCGGCGCCGCCGGCAGAGAGUGAGGGAGGAGCCGAUCGAGCCAGAGUUUACAUUCAGGAGGAAAUAAUCCCGGAAAAGGAAAAACAGGCAGAUCAAGAUGUGUAGCUCUGUGGCUGCCAAGUUAUGGUUUUUGACAGAUCGUCGAAUCAGGGAAGACUAUCCCCAGAAAGAGAUCUUACGAGCAUUAAAGGCCAAAUGUUGUGAAGAGGAACUGGACUUUAGGGCUGUGGUGAUGGACGAGGUGGUGCUAACAAUUGAGCAAGGAAACCUAGGUCUUCGGAUCAAUGGAGAAUUAAUUACUGCCUACCCCCAGGUGGUGGUAGUUAGAGUACCAACCCCAUGGGUGCAAAGUGAUAGCGACAUCACUGUUUUGCGCCAUCUAGAGAAAAUGGGAUGCAGGUUGAUGAACCGACCUCAAGCCAUCCUGAACUGUGUUAAUAAGUUCUGGACAUUUCAAGAGUUGGCAGGUCAUGGUGUUCCUCUGCCAGAUACUUUCUCUUAUGGUGGUCAUGAAAAUUUUGCUAAAAUGAUUGAUGAAGCAGAAGUACUGGAGUUCCCAAUGGUUGUGAAGAAUACACGAGGUCAUAGAGGCAAAGCUGUGUUCUUGGCUCGUGAUAAACAUCAUUUGGCUGACCUAAGCCAUCUUAUUCGCCAUGAAGCUCCGUACCUAUUCCAGAAGUACAUUAAAGAGUCUCAUGGAAGGGAUGUACGUGUCAUUGUCGUGGGAGGCCGUGUGGUUGGCACCAUGUUACGUUGUUCAACAGAUGGGAGGAUGCAAAGCAACUGCUCACUAGGUGGUGUGGGGAUGAUGUGCUCAUUGAGUGAACAAGGGAAGCAGCUGGCUAUCCAGGUGUCUAACAUCCUGGGAAUGGAUGUAUGUGGCAUUGACCUGUUGAUGAAAGACGACGGCUCCUUCUGUGUCUGCGAGGCCAAUGCAAAUGUAGGUUUCAUCGCCUUUGAUAAGGCUUGUAAUCUAGAUGUAGCUGGUAUCAUAGCGGACUAUGCCGCCUCCCUUCUGCCCUCUGGCCGGCUCACCCGGCGUAUGUCCCUGCUCUCCGUGGUGUCCACGGCCAGUGAGACUAGUGAGCCGGAGCUGGGUCCCCCAGCCAGCACUGCUGUCGACAACAUGAGCGCAAGUUCCAGCUCUGUCGACAGUGACCCAGAAACCACGGAGCGAGAGCUGCUCACCAAGCUCCCAGGGGGCCUAUUCAACAUGAACCAACUGCUAGCCAAUGAAAUCAAACUCCUGGUGGAGUGAUUCCACCAGUAAAUAAUUAACCAACAAAAACCCUUGUAAAACUUUCUUUUUCUUCCUUUUUUUAUUCUUUUUUCUUUUUUCUUUUUUUAACCAACUUGCAAUGCUGUUCAUGGAAGAUGCUCAGGAAGAUGAGAAAAAAUUGAGUAGGACUAGUUAAAGAAGGGGGAGAUAGACAAGACCGCUCUUAAGGUGAUACUGACCUUAAUUUACAAAUCCUACAGAGAGAGGCAGAAGAGGUGAGAUAGAGAAAAAUUUCAGGCUUUCAUAGUUACCUUUUUAAAUUACUCAAUGUGUAGGUUCUCAGGCCAUGAAGAACUUUUUUUCAUGGUCCCUUGCUUUGUUUUUGUACAAUUGGUAGCAUAACUUCACAUUGUGUUAUAAUGGGUGAGGAAAACAUUACCUAAAUUACAGUUUUUUAUACAAAUCUAAAAAUUCUGUCUAUACUCUAUUAACUAGCAGCUUUAUUUCAUAGUUUAUGAAAUCUUGAGGGAUGCUUACUGAUUUUUUUUUUUCCCUUGAUUUGGAUGGGAGGGCAAUGUGAAUGUGACCCAAUAAAGGAUUUUUAAUGACAAAAUUGGCAUGUUUGCAUGAUAAAAGGGAAAUGAACAGUAUUGCAAUGUCUGGCACACAAAAUAACAUUUACUCCAUUGUAGAUAAAAUUGCACUAGUUUAAAAUAUGUGCAUUGACUUGUAUUUGUGUUUUAGUUUUUUUUGAAAGAUAUAUGCUGUUAUGUUACUUUUUUUUUUAAUACAUGCUAGUCUUAACAUUCCCUGAUCUAUGCCUGCAUCUUUAACAAUGGCCAAAGUGAAGAAAAUGCUACCUUUUUUGUUAACAAGACACUGACUUGAAACAUGUGCAUUUAAAGCCUUUUAUUUUUCCUUUUCUCUUUUGGUGGUUGGGCAUUUAAAGAAUAAGGACAAGGAAAAAUAUUUUUAAGGGGCCAAAUCAAGGGCCUAUAAGUAUAAAGCUGAAGUGAUUUCUAAUACCAGCGUUAUAUAUUUGCAUUUUUCACAUUUAAUGAGGGAGCGCACAUGCGCGUGCAUGUGUGUGUGUGUGUGUGUGUGUGUGUGUGUGUGUGUACACUCGCCUGUGUGUACACAUGCAUGUGUAUAUGUUUUGCUUUUUGUUUACACCAACCAAUCAAAAAGGAUAGGUGGAAAGAAAAUCUAUGAUGGGAAAGUUUUUUUCUUACUGUACUCCACUGGGUAGACAUACUAUCCAAAGGUACCCAUACAUACCUAAAGGCAUAAGGAGAGUAGAUGCUUCUUAGGCUUUUGUGUAUAUGUAUGUCUUUUGGUUUUUCCUUUGGUUCUAGACUGUUCAUUGUUUGGUUUAUUCAAGGCUACAUGCUUUUCUGCAGUGCUUCUUGCUGUACAUUUUCUCCUGUUACACAUAGGUUUUGCGGUGGGGUGGGGUGGACUGAACAUUUUUGUUUGGGAAGGUAUUGGGUCUCUUAUAGCCCUACUCUCAAGCCUUCAGUACUCUCCACUCUUUAUUUCUUUGUUUCUCAAUUUAUUAAAGCCCCAAGACUGCAUAUAUGAGCCUUUAAACAUAGGUAAAGCUAUCACAGUGAAUGGUUUGGAAGGUGUGUUAAGAAAUCGAGAUGCUCCAGAGUUCAUCAUAAUUUUUCUAAACAGCAAGUUCCAUCUCCCUCCAAUCCUCUGAAGCUUUUACCCGAGUCCUUUCUUGCCUCUUCAGUGCUUUUUUUCCCUUCAGAUGGACCUUAAACAUAAUUUCUUGGACACUACUAGAGAGACUUUGAGGCAGUAGUUAAAAAUCAGUAUUAACCAGCUCUAACAGAGGUUUGAUCAUGCUUACUUGUACAGUUUUCCCCCAUUUAAAAAAGGAAUGUAAUAAAAUUUGUUUUUUCCAUAGAAUUAAAUAAUAUUAAAAUUGAGUGAAAGGUUGAUUGUUGACAAAUAGAAUAGUACCUCUAAUCUGUGCAGUGUCUCAUUUCACCUUAGAAAAAUAUACGUAAGAGUUUCUAAUUUAUUUUAGGAUAUUCUAAUCUGAUCUAAAAGAAUUUGACUUGUACAGGGUUAUUAUGGGACGUAUUGUGGAAUAUCAUAAGUACCUCUGACUCACUUGGUACUUGCUGAAUGACCAUGCUUUGGAAGAUUCACACUAUUUGGGAUAGAGAAAUAAACAAGGAAGAAAGAACUGGUUAAUUAAAUCAUCAUUCGUAUGUGUUUAGAGACCAUCUGGUUGUCACGUAGAUUAUGAUACAUGUACUUUGCAUAGUUACAUAUCACAUAUAUAUAGAUUAAUGAAUUUUAAAACACGGCACACCUCCAUUUGAAAAUCUCAAGCAAGGUUUGUGUUGAGUGGGAUAAGGCACCAGGAAAAAUGUAGGUAGCCUUUUAAAAAGUUAUCGAAUUAACCAAAUAAUUAUAAGAAGUAUCUGAGAUUAUUUCAUCUUUAGUUUUACUCACUAUCCAUCUUUUGUGCAUUCUUACUAUAUGAAAACAGUUAGCAACCUAUUUCUGGAUCAUACGCUCAUGUUAGAAUCAAAAAGGCAGGAACGGUCAUCUUAAGCCUUUAAAAACAUGACUAUCCUCUUGAAUUCCCUCAAAGUAAGGUAAAGAAUAUGAACGAAUCAUACUGGAAGAACCCAAAUUAAACAGCCCAGGUAUUUAAAUGAAAGUUAAAUAUAUUUUCAUAUUGUUUAAUAACUUUUGUAUAAUCUUUAUUGCUAUUAUGAGAGGUAAAAAUGUGUAUUUAUCAAAUAUGUAUAAAUGUUGUCAUGCCAAAAUCUGAAUUAUUGUAAAACUAUUUUGUGUUGUUACAAUUGUAAUUCUGAAUUGUAUUUAAAAGUAAUUCUUUCUGAUACUGUUUUUCUGUCACCCAUGAUGAAAAGUGGACUAUGUAUACACAAACACACAAAUAUGAACUAUUGCAUUUAAAUUUUUUAAUAGUUAUUUUCUUUUGAUUGGUCAUUUUUGCUGACUUUAACUCCACUGAACUUUGAAAUGUUUCUGUAUAUGCUGUCAAUUACGAAAAUGCCCUGGGUCAACAUUCAAGAGACUUGGCUUUCAUGAAGCACUUUGUCAGACUUUGGAGAAGGUACUGAAGGCAUUGAAAGAAGUAAUUUGGCUGUCAAGAUCAUCUCUUCUUUUUCUCAAGAAGAAAACAAUGGAAAAAGAAAUUCUCUUCAUUCAGUGAAUCCCUAGUUUGGGGUCUGGGGAGCUUAGAGACACUGUGAAAUCAAAUCUUGUGUUACAUUUUUCUUCUGGCUCACUCUUUUUGAGAAGGUUUAUGGGCUAUAUGGCUGGUGAGACACGAUCCCCUCCUAAGAAAAUGUAGGUGCUCAGACAGGUAACCUCUGCUGCUACUGUUUUUAUUUGUUUGUUUGUUUGUUUAAUUUCUUUUAAAAUUUGUUUUUGUUGUACUAGGAUGUUUUAAAAUGUAAUAUAUUGCAGGAUUUAUAACAAGGUUCACUGCUUUCUUUCUUUUUUUUCUUAAAAAACAAAAAGUUUCAUUUAAGAUACAUUUAGGCGCCUUUGAAGCUUCGAUUUUGGAAUGUUUCAGUAGUGGAAAGAAAUCUGCUGUUGGAAUCUUCUAGUCUUCCAGGUUUAAUUUGAAAUGUUUUUAGUUUUGUUUUGGAUUUUUGUGUGGUAUUUUAUUUCCUUUAUACCAAUGGCCUUUUGCCAUGCUGUUUUUCGGGUGGCUGCCUAACUCUAGUGAAAAUUCUUUCUAUAUUAACGAAAAUGUGGUGUUUUAAAUUCCUUAAUGUUUUGCAUUUUUUAAUUUGUUUUUAAAGAAAUAUUCUAACUGCUUGCACUAUUACUGUUCUUUGCCAGCCUUUUCAGGAGCCAAAAAAACAAAAACAAACAAACAAAAAAAUACCCAGAGAAAAAACUUUCCUUCUUCCCCCUUCCUGAUGAUGAGUGAGAAGUAUUGAGAACUUUCGGGGUCAGUGCCCUUCUAAACUCCCCUUCCCCCAAUAAUGCAGCUGUAGAAUGAAUGGUAAAUGCAGCGGUUUGGAUUCAGGCACAGCCCCCGCCUGUUGGCAGCAGAGAAAUAAACUGGUAGGUGGCAGCAGAAGAAGAAUUCUUCAGAUUGAUGGCUGCUGACAAUUUGACAGACCAUGUCAAGCAGGAGGGGCAAAAAUGGAAACAGGACUAAGAUUCCUAAAUCUUGACUCUGCAUGGUUCUUUUGAUCUCACAGAAUGGAUGAAGAUAGAUUUGACCAUAUGUUUUUUCAAAUGGAGGAUAGAAAUACACAGAACAAGGAAGCAGUAGCUCUAACCUGUUUAAUUCAGUGUGUUUUCUAAAAUAAAGACACCAGACUGGAAAUGAA